Molecule: messenger RNA, 2647 nt
Organism: Cuscuta epithymum
Lineage: Eukaryota; Viridiplantae; Streptophyta; Magnoliopsida; Solanales; Convolvulaceae
Source: the annotation of a GenBank genome assembly
UCCAGGUGGGUGAGAAAGAUCUCUGGGUGGGUCUUCACACAGGAAAAUAAAGAAGAGACGAAGCUGCCAACGCUCGCCGACCGGGUUGCUUUAAUCGCCCGACCACCUUCAGUCGUUUAGAGCAAUUGGGUUUCGAAUUUCAAAUGGUCUUUAGAGGGAGAGGAGGAAGAGGACGCGGUGGAUUUUCCUUCGGAAAGCAGCAGAAAUUUGACCUAUUUCCAGAAAUCAAGGAUGAGAACUUAGGUAAGGCAACCAUGCUUACCGAAAGGAGAUCUCUAGCACUUUCAUAUGCAAGGCUGAAGAGGUAUUGGAAUUCCUCAGCAUACUUUUUGGGUGAUGACAUUGAUGUUUCAAACAAAACAAAAGGCAUGGAUAUGGAAAGGUUUUCAGACAUGAAUUCAAAUAGAUCUAAAGCAAAACCCCCACUUUUGGAUUUCAUCUUGAUUACCCCAGACUAUUUUCCUGCUGAAUUGGUAAAAGCUGAAAGGAAGACGAAACGUCCUGCAAAAAGAGUUCGCUGGACUCAGGAGGUAGAUUUGCAAAAGUUGGAUGUCUUUGAGAAGCUUGAACAGAAGGGCAUUGACCAGGAUGAAAAGAAAUCUGACGAUGAAAAUGACGAGGAAGAAGAAGAGAAUUCUGAGGAAGAUGAAGCGUCUAGUGAUAAUGGUGACUAUGAGCAAAAUGUUCAUUUUGACGAUGAUGACGAUGACUUCAACAUGGAUGAGGACGAUGCUGAUGAGCCCACAUAUGAUUGACGUUUCUCGGCUAUGAGAGAGGUAACCCUUUGCAAACUGUUAUUACAAUGCCUUAUGUGCACAUGAUUAUGAACAAGACUAGUAAGCGUCAACCUCCCAUAUGAAUGCAUAGGACUUAUACAAUUAACAAUUGUAUGUUUUACUCGAAAACAGGAAAACAGCUUAGAAGAUACGCCAUAUGUAUUAUUUCAUCAUAACACUUUUCGGGGUCUGUAUUAUUUUGGAGUAGUUUAUAUUUACAAACCUAUAUAAAAAAACUAUGAGGUGUAUCCUGUAUGUAGUUCAAUGUCUAGAAAUGAUUCGAGACAAGAAUUAUUUAUGAUUAUUUCUUAGACCAUCUGAGCAUUAGAUCCUCUUAAAAAAAUCAAAAUACAUUUUUUUUAAUUAGAGGAUAAGAUAUAACAUCAUAAAUUCCGUAGUGUCAAUAAUAAAAAGUGUAAACAAAUAUACUCCACUGUAUAGUUCUUAUUAUACAACCAUAGAUAUUAUAAAUAGAUAGUACAAAAUUGUAAAAAUUAUAAGAAGUCUUAUAAACCAGAAAUGUAAAAAGGAAUUAUAGACUACAGCUUACUGUACUUCAACUAAAUCUUUCAAACAUAGGAACACUAGAAAACUGCGGAGUGAUUUCAAGAUUUAGAAAAUCAUCCCCUGUAAUGAUAUUUGCAUCUCCAGAAAAUAUAGAGCGUAUAAGAAAUUGACUAGAGCUUAAUGUUGAAAUUAUUUAUUUAUUUAUUUUUGCUGAAAUGAGACAUGUUAAAUUGAUUUGGUAAAGAUUUGUGAAAAUUUCUGACUAAAAUCUGAAGACGUUUUCAUUUGCACUGAUUGGACUAAAUUAAAUUUGACCAUAACAUGUUAUGCAAAAAUAAAACAGAUCAAUCUAGAUUAAUUUACAAGCUGAAGUGCUGAAUUGAACUGAAUCUCUUCUCGUCAACAAAUAGCUUUUUUGUUUUAAUAAACCAAAUAGCCUUAAUAAUAGAUGGUGGUUUUCCUUAUUGAAGUCAAAUAUUUUAUUUAACUAAUGUGACCACAUCUAUUCUUUUACCUUCACAAUACCAUGUGGACUACAGUCUACAGUACAACACACUCAUGCAUUACCCAACAUACACGUCUCAGAUAAUCAUGUUUGCUAUCUAUUCCAUCUCCUAUAGCUUUCAACAUUUUCACACAGCUUUUUCACUUGAGGUUAUAUAUUGGCAUACAUAUUGAAUUGUAAAUUAUUAAUGAUCAAGACUUUUUGUCUAACUGAUUUUUCUCAGCUCUUCUGUUAAUAGUCAUGACUUUUAGUCUAUAUUUGUGUGAUAUGAUCCAUCCACAAUACUAUUUGGUUUGUCUGAUAUUAUUUGUAUUUUUCUUUUGCAAUUUUCCAGAUUUUGAUGGCCUAGCAGUUUCCGAAAAGUUUUUUCAUAGUUUUUUGUAAUCUUACGAAAGAAAUAACAACUUUAUGUGCUCUACUGCUCAGGACAUUGCAAUGUAAGUGGUUUGACCUUUCUAUUCAUGCUGUCUUUCAAAUACAUGAACUCAAAUAAUGAAGCAAGGGGCAUUUGAUUUGGUGCAGUUUUCUUAAUGACUGAGUACAAUUUCAAUGCUUAGAGAACACGAGUGGAGCAAGGGACAACUCAAUCUGAUCUCUUUUUACAUAUUUUAUAUCUGAGUUUUUAUAUGAUAUUUUUACUGUUCAUUUGUUACUUCAGGGCAAUAUGAGAACCUUUAAAAUUUAGGGAUAAAAACCGUUUUGAUUCACAAUACUACUUCACAAAUUUAAGCUAUUAUGACGUACGAAUUGCCUUCUCCAGACUCCAAUCAUAUUUGUCAUUUGUGUGAUAUGAUCCAUCUACACAAUACUAUUUUAUUUCUCAGGAAGAAUUUGUAUAUCUUUCUUUUGCAAUUUCCAG